AUGAGUGAGAUCGCACAUUCACAACCGGCGGGCCCCAUUACAGGCGGCGCGGCCGUGAGAGGUGUCCCCAUCACAAAUCCAGAGGGACAAAAAACUAAUACUCCGGUCAAGACGCGGAGUUUAGACUAUGUCUUGCGAAGUGGUCUAGCCGGAGGAUUGGCAGGUUGUGCGGCCAAAACUGUUGUUGCGCCACUCGACCGAGUCAAGAUCCUUUUCCAGGCCUCAAAUCCACAAUUCGCCAAAUACACAGGCAGCUGGACAGGCCUAGCGGCUGCUAUCCGGGACAUCAAGCGCCAUGAAGGAACUCGCGGCCUCUUCAAAGGCCAUUCCGCUACACUCCUCCGAAUUUUUCCCUAUGCCGCGAUCAAGUUCCUCGCCUACGAGCAGAUUCGCGCCAUCGUGAUCCCCUCCCACGAUAAAGAAACCGCCUUCCGUCGAUUAAUAUCCGGCAGCAUGGCUGGCAUCACGUCCGUCUUCUUCACAUACCCGCUGGAAUUGGUCCGCGUACGACUUGCAUUCGAGACAAAGAAAUCCUCUCGUUCAUCAUUACGAGAUAUUUGUCGCCAAAUCUACAACGAGGGUGUUACGCCUCCAUCUACGGCAUCCGCAUCACCAAAACUCCCCUCAUCCGCUGUCGCCGCCGCAGAAAAUGUCUCUUCAGCCGUAAACUCCGUCGUCCCUCGUUCAGGCCUCGCAAAAUUCUACCGUGGCUUUGCUCCAACUCUCCUUGGCAUGCUUCCUUAUGCGGGUAUGUCGUUCCUCACACACGACACAAUCGGCGACUGGCUUCGCGAGCCGGCCGUGGCGCAAUACACAACCAUCCCUGACUCAGAAGCCAAAUCUUCCCAUAAAACUUCUCGACGGCCCCAACUCACAGCUGCAGCGGAGUUGUUUUCUGGUGCCGUGGCUGGUCUUGUUUCUCAGACUUCCUCAUACCCGCUUGAAGUGAUCCGGCGACGAAUGCAGGUUGGCGGUGCAGUCGGUGAUGGCCGUCGACUUGGAAUCAUCGAAAUAGGUCGCAAAAUCUGGCUUGAGCGUGGGUUCCGCGGUUUCUGGGUUGGUUUGACUAUUGGCUAUAUGAAGGUUGUGCCUAUGGUAGCCACCUCUUUCUUUGUUUAUGAGCGGUUAAAGUGGUCUCUGAACAUUUAA
Messenger RNA from Penicillium odoratum, 1149 nucleotides. RefSeq names its product coenzyme A transporter. Bases 1 to 1149 code for a protein of 382 amino acids. Lineage: Eukaryota; Fungi; Ascomycota; Eurotiomycetes; Eurotiales; Aspergillaceae. Gene Ontology annotation, biological process: transmembrane transport. Gene Ontology annotation, cellular component: mitochondrial inner membrane. The transcript is spliced from 2 exons. The record is from RefSeq and is a predicted model, not a curated record.